UUUGAUAUAUAAAUUUGAUAAAUAAAUACCAAAGAUUAUUAUAUAUCUACAAUAAUAAUUGAAUAAAAAAAAUUAAAAAAAAAUGCAACAAUCAAGUGAAAAUGUAGUAUGGUUAAAAGCCACAUCAGCAAUAUUUUAUGGUAUAGCAUCAAUGCUAAUAACAUUUGUUAAUAAAAUAGUAUUAACAACAUAUAAUUUUCCAUCAUCACAUGUAUUGGGAAUUGGUCAAAUGUUAUCAACAAUAAUAAUAUUAUGGAUAUGUAAAAAAUUAAAUUAUGUUGAUUAUCCAAAUUUUGAUAAAACAAUAAUAAAUAAAAUAUUUCCAUUACCAUUAAUAUAUAUUGAAAAUAUUGGACAUAGAUUGGCAUCGAAUUUAUCAAAUGGAUAUUUCAAUGAAGAUUUUUCAAAGCAUCAUGUUCAAUUAUCAACUCUUCAAAGAACAAUUCUUGCUGCUGGUUCAGCAGCAGUAUCACUUGUUGAUCCAUUUCGUGGUGAUAUGAUUGCUUGUCUUGGUGAAACAACUGGUAAAUAUUCUCUAAAUUAUUGCUUAGAAAAAAUGAAAUUAUCAGAUGAAGGACAUAAAAUUUUACUGGAAAAACCAAGAAUUAAUACAAAAACAAUUGACAUGACGUAUUUGGAAAAUUUACCUGAUGGUACACUUGGAAAAACUUAUCAUAAUUUUUUAAAAAUAAAUAAUGUCACACCGGAUUCUCGUGAUCAUGUCAAAUUUAUUGAUGACAUUGAAUUGGCAUAUGUUAUGCAACGUUAUCGCGAAGUACAUGAUAUAUUUCAUGCUGUAUUGGUGAUGCCAACAACGAUGCUAGGUGAAGUGACAGUCAAGUGGGUCGAGGCACUCCAGACACGUUUACCAAUGUGCAUUGGUGGUGCAUUGUUUGGUGCUUCUCGUUUGCGUCCAAGGCAAAGACAACUUUACAUAGAUCAUCAUUUACCUUGGGCAAUAAAUACCGGUAAAAAAAGUAAUUUUUUACUAUCAACAUAUUUUGAAAAACGAUGGGAUCAAACUCUUGAUGACUUUCACCGUGAAAUGAAUAUUCAACCAUUAGUUUAAUUAUCUGAAAGAAAAUUGUUUCUAUUUUUUUUUUUUGGGUGAUUGAUAAAUUAACUUACACAUUAUAACAAUUUUUUAUUGAUUGUAACACUGGAAAUAUUAAGAAUAUAAUUUUCAAUGGAAUAAGAUAUAAUCCAUAUUACAAAAUGUGUUUUUUUUUUUUUUUUAUAUUGUAUAUGUGAUUUUCGUUUGUUCGUUUAUUUAAAUAUAUGUUAAAUAUAUAUUAAUAUAGUUUUACGGAUAAAAUCUAUAGACUACAUUUAAAAAUUUUUUUCUUACUAAUUUUGUGGUGCAAUCAAAUAUCUGGUUUAUUUCUACGUGUAUUUUUUUUUCUUUUUUUUUUUGUUUUUUUUCUUGGAAAACUUAAUUCAAAUACUGUUAAGGUUCCAUAUAUAUAUACAAGCUAAAAAUUAAUCAGUUUGUCUUUUUUUUUUUUCCAUCAUUUUCGUAGUAACAAAGUAAAUACUGCAUAACAAACAUCCUCACUUGAAUAGAAUUUUUCUUUUUUUUUUUUCCAUAUGCUAAUUGAGUGAUAUUUUUUUAUUUAAAUCGAUAUAACUCGCCCAAAAUAUUGAUUGUCUUUUAAUUGUCAUUUUG
Messenger RNA from Aphidius gifuensis, 1666 nucleotides. RefSeq names its product ubiquinone biosynthesis protein COQ4 homolog, mitochondrial-like. NCBI's taxonomy places the organism in Eukaryota, Metazoa, Arthropoda, Insecta, Hymenoptera, Braconidae. Gene Ontology annotation, biological process: ubiquinone biosynthetic process. The record is from RefSeq and is a predicted model, not a curated record. The coding region runs from base 83 to 1069 and encodes 328 amino acids. Gene Ontology annotation, cellular component: mitochondrial inner membrane; mitochondrion. The transcript is spliced from 4 exons.